UGAAUAUUCAACAACUAUUGAGAAGCAUACAAAAUAUAGAACACAAAUUAUUUUCAUUACCGUCAUAAGCUGCCUGAUAGUUCUUGGAGCAGGAGGUGCCUUUUUUAUUGCUUUGGUGAAGUGGAAUCAUAAUCAUGAUGAUACUCCUCAAAACCACUUUGAAGUGGUUCAAGCAAAAGGACAAAUGAGGAUUCAGCAGGAUUUUACAGAAGAAUUAAAUAAUAAAACAUCUCUGGUUUAUCUUAACUUCACACAUGAUUUCUGUGAAGAGAUUGCAACAUGUAUCAAAUGGGAUAGCCUAACGAUUUUGCGGAACUGUGCUGUCACAGGACUUCGGAAUGGAAGCAUUGUGGUUGAAUUCACAAUAUUUUUACAGACUGAAAUAAGUCGGAUGUCAGUGGAAAUUUUAGACUCCACAUUUCGGAAAUCAUUCAUGAAGAAAGAGAAUGACUUUGAAUAUUUUGGAAAAUAUCCAGUGACCAGUGCCAGUUUAUCAUUAUCUAUUCUUACACCGUACACAAGUACCACGAAAGACGGAAACACAAUAUCUACAUUUCGUACUUUAACUAGAGCUGCAACUACUUUACAACCUAGUAUCGAUCCUUUUAGUAAAACCCUAUUUACUGUUUUACCGUCAUCUGUAACAUCUUCCAAGACGACCAGUUCCCCUACAACAUCCCCUUAUACAGGUUUUACUUCUAUCAUCACUUCUUCAAUGGCGGCUACUGCAAUUUCUACUACAAUGAUGAGUUCUAUCAUGGCCUCUACUUUUCCUUCCUCUGUUUCUCCUAAAACAUCGGUUACAAAAAUGUCAAUCCCUGCUGUACUCUCCACGACAGCAAUUUCACCUAAUGAAAAUUCUACUGUGACAAUGGGAAAAACUGCCUCUAAUUUCUCUUCCACACAUACUAUGAUUUCAACCCUGACCGCCACCCCUGAAGUUUUUACAGGCCCUGGUAGAGAAACAUCAACAACAAUCCCUGCACAAGCUACACAUGUUUCUAAAAGCACUUCUUUUUUGGAUAAAAUUUCAUUACUUUCAACUAACAUUCAUAACCCAUCAACAUCUCCUUUACAACCAAUACUGAGUUUAGAUGCAAGUGAUACUAAUUCAAGAACAGCUCUAUCAACGACAGCGAUUUCUACAUCAAUAUCAACAAAUGGUAUUGAUACUUCAGUUUCAGAUUCUUCGUCAAUCCCUUCUUCUUCUUCUUCAAUUCCGAUUAAAACUUUGCGAUCUACUGAAUCUCCGAAUACAUUCAAUACAUCAAGUGAGGAAAAAGCCGUAUGGACAUAUUCAAACGCAUCAUCUUCAACAAAAGAGGCACUUAUUAGAACCUCAAAAGUUACUUCUUUUCCUGUACCACCAACACCACAACCACAAGAAAUCCCUCACCUACGCACAGAUGUAACAAACACUGCAACAAAAACUCUUCAUUCAAUCUAUAAAACUACAACUACAUCUACAUAAGAAAUACCGAUCACACAAUCAAUGGCAGAUAAAACAACCACUAAACUUCAAUUGAAAUAACCCUUUAUCUUUGCAACAUAUAUCAUCUAUCUUUCACGGGACAAUUAAGGACGACUAAUAUAUUAAACGCUUAACUGUAUAUGUAAUCAGAUCUAAGCUUUAAAAAAAUUAAGCAAUCUACUAAAAUUUUUAAAUUC
Messenger RNA from Saccostrea cuccullata (small rock oyster), 1668 nucleotides. Its product is annotated as mucin-2-like. NCBI's taxonomy places the organism in Eukaryota, Metazoa, Mollusca, Bivalvia, Ostreida, Ostreidae. The transcript is spliced from 4 exons. The coding region runs from base 185 to 1471 and encodes 428 amino acids. The record is from RefSeq and is a predicted model, not a curated record.